Pocillopora meandrina is the source of this 1044-nucleotide messenger RNA. Lineage: Eukaryota; Metazoa; Cnidaria; Anthozoa; Scleractinia; Pocilloporidae. The record is from the annotation of a GenBank genome assembly.
AUGAGUGCUAUCGAGAAGAAAACAAAGCAUCAAGUCGAUGAGCUGCGGGAAGGAGUGAAGAACAUGUCUGUCGAUAUGAGAAUGUUCUCCCUCACAAUGAGAUCCCUCUACGCCGAGAAAGCGGUGGGCACUGACGAAGAGGUUGCCAAAGAGUUCAGAAAACUCCGCGACGACACCAGGAAUGAUGCCAUGGUGUACAUAGAGGGCAUCCUUCCUCUGACAACCGAGUUUGUCACAUCCAUCAGCACAUACUUUGAAUACUAUGACGCUCUGACGUUUGAUGAGUGGUGUGAAAAUAUUUCCAUGAUUCGCAAUCAAGCUACUGAGUACAAGAAGCUCUGUCACACAAUGUUGAAAAUGCAUGAAGAGAUUUUGGUGCCCCUGAAGAAGAGAAGAGACCAGGCCGGUAUUUUAUUGAAGAAAAUGACGCUCCUUGUGGCAGAAUUUGAGAAGAAGAAGGCAGAAUUGGAAAGAAAGGCAGGCAAAAAACGUUUUUGGGCACAGGCACUUUGCUUUAUCCCGAGCAUUGGCGCGAUUGCCGGUGGCAUAUUACACGCUGCUGGUGACAAAAAUUUGGCAAAAGCCGUUGCUACAGAUAAUCAAGCGAAGAUCCAAGAAGCAGCGGCCUUGGCAGUGAGAGAAGCUCUCAUUCCUGCUUUUGAAGCCUUCAUUGGUGGAAUUUCUAAAGUGGCCGGCUUCUUCUCUGUUAUGGAGCACGAAUUGCAAAAGUUUGAAAACAACGCCAAGAAGAGCGAGGACGACCCUCAAUUUAUCUUCUUCAAAGUAAUGAAGGUUGAAGCCAAGGAUAUGAAGUCUAUUUGCCAAGUGUUCUAUGCAGGCUUACCAGAUGUCAAGACCGACUUCAAAGCCCUGCCUACCGAGGGCACAGACCGCAACUACGUGGACGAAUGGCUGGAAAAACAGAAAAAGAUGAUCGAAGAAGAAUGUAGAGGUAAGCUUGCCACGAAGAUGCUGAGAGCCAUUGCACAUGCAUUGGAGAAAAAAGUCGAAGAUGCUGCCAAUCAAAAGCCACAAAGCUCCUGA